Molecule: messenger RNA, 1016 nt
Organism: Nematolebias whitei (Rio pearlfish)
Lineage: Eukaryota; Metazoa; Chordata; Actinopteri; Cyprinodontiformes; Rivulidae
Gene: cfd
Product: complement factor D (adipsin)
Exons: 5
Coding region: 55-891 (278 amino acids)
Biological process (GO): proteolysis
Molecular function (GO): serine-type endopeptidase activity
Source: RefSeq, a predicted model, not a curated record
GAGCGAGCCUUUAAAAGCGAGGCCUCAGGCUGGUUUGUGUUGUUGGACGACAUCAUGGUGUCAAAGAAACUACUCCUCUUGGGCUCUGCUCUUUUCCUCGCUGCCCUCAUCUCACACGGUGAGGGGAUCAUGGGUGGUAGGGAGGCAGUGCCGCACUCUCGGCCGUAUAUGGCCUCCAUCCAGGUCCAAGAAGGGGAGAACCUGAAGCACGAAUGUGGAGGUUUUGUGAUCGCGGAUCAGUGGGUGAUGACGGCCGUGCACUGCAUGCCUAACGGACCAAAUGGAAGGAAGGUAGUGCUGGGUGCCCAUUCUCUUAGUGAACAUGAGAGUACAAAACAAAUCUUUGAUAUUUUGGAGUUAUACAAUCAUCCUGACUUCAGCAGCUUAAAUUAUGAUAAUGACGUCGCUUUGAUUAAGUUGGACCGUCCGGUUAAUAUCUCUGACGCUGUUGCAACAGUAAGUUUCCUGCGAGCGGGCGGCGGUACAAACCCCGAUCCUGGCGCAGAGGUGGAGACGGCCGGCUGGGGAUCCUUGGACAACUUGGGGUUGAGGCCAGACAAGCUCAAAGAGGCGUUCAUCGAGGUGCUGAGCUUCAGUAAAUGCAGACGCGCCGACUACUUCGGCAGAAAGUUUACCGACAACAUGAUAUGUGCGCACAAAUUGGUCCAGGACAACUGCGGUAACUCUCCACGGAUUGUGGACAGCUGUGAUGGAGACUCUGGAGGGCCUCUGCUCUACAACGGCGUUGCAGUUGGCAUCACCUCCAAUGGUGGAAAAAAGUGCGGCCAGAUUAAAAAGCCUGGAAUUUACACCAUCAUCUCCCACUACACCGAGUGGAUCGACAGCACCAUGGGGGUCCAGACGGCUGCAGAACCCGACCAGAGCAGUUAAAUGGAAGAGAAAACAAAAAGUGGCAUUCUGCCACCGAGUCGCUGGUUACAGAAGUGCAAAUCAUGUGAAACUGAAAACUGAUUGUAUCCCUCUUGUUUUUAAUUAAAGAAUAAAAUACAGCUCAU